CUCUUCGCUAAAAGCCCUUCGAACUGUACAACGUUACAUCACGUACGAUAUUUCGAUUUUCUUGCUCCCAUUAAAGUUCAAUUCCUUCGAAAAGAAUCGAAAAGGAAAAAAUUAUCCAAGGUGGUCUACCGUUCGAAGGAAAGUCCAAGAUGAGAUAGUAAAAAGAAGAGAAAAGAAAUUGGCCCACCGAGGAAGCAGAUAUGGGAAAAUAUAGUCGAUUUGGAAAAGUAUCACGGUGCAGCAUUAUUCUUCGACGUUUAUCCAUCGAAUCUGAAAACUCGGAUCUUCGCACAACUUUUUGAAGAACGGGAUGACAUACACGGUGAUAUAAUAUAACGUAUAAUACACGUGUGGAGAAUCGAUGUCAUUCCGAGGAGAAAGUUUGAAAGAAGAAAUAUUGUAGUGGCUAUUAUCGGCACUUCGAUUAAUAGACUGUAAACAAUCAAAUGGAUAAUUUUAAAGGAAAAUCCUUUUGGUUAUCCUUCCGAUUCUACGUUAAAUCAUCAAUUCUCGUUGACAGUGAUCGUUGUUACCUGUGAACAGCGCCGAUUCUUUCACCGAUCUUCUUCAGAGUAAAUUCUACUUCAUCUGGUGCGUGUAUCGUUGACAAGUUAUUUUUGUGCGUUUAUUCAUUUGCCGGGUAAUGGUAAAUGGUAAAGAAAAACGGUAUACUUGCGCGAACAAGUAACCGAUUGUUAAGUGAUCCUCGUCCCGUGAGUGUCGGUACUUAACUUUUUAUAAUACUUACAAUUAUCUCUUUCUCUUGCUCUUCGACAUCAUCAUCGUAUCGUCAUUCUUUUUCUUUUUCUUCUUCUUUCCCUUUUCCUCUUCGUCAUCGCAACCACCGGUCCAUUGUAUUCGUUCGCUUCAUCGAUCCUCGCAUUACCCUUUUCUCUUCGAUUAUGAGAGAGGCUAUAAUAAUUACCACCUGCCUGUUGGGUGCCGUGUUCGCUGGAAGUCCUAGACUGCCCAGGACCUCUGCCGAUGAACGUAACACGCGUAACGUUAGUAACAAUGGAGGCAACGUCGCUGGAAACACGAUGCCGGCAUCCGUUCGCAAUUCUCAACGAAACAGAGAACAAUACCUUUUCAACGUAUUCGAGGUGAUAGUUUCGACAUUGGAAUCGAAAUUGCAGCGAAUCGAAAAUCUGGACAAAGCGGUGGAACAUUUGAUGAGAAGAGUCGAAGCUUUGGAUUCACGCGUGAACGAUAACAUCGAUAAAACCGAUGCCGUUAUCACGAAACUCCGAACACUGGAUUUAAAGCUGUUCAAUGCUCAAUCAAAUUUCUUUCCGGUCGAACCUGCGUACGGGACAAGAACCUCUGACAACAAAAAUGGUAGCGCGGCUAAAAGCGGUUCGACGAUCCAAACGAUUAAUCAGAAGCAAGAAGACACAGAAGCGUCGGAAACGCUCGGUGAAAAAUUAUUGUCCCUCGAUCAAAAGGUCUCGGACAUUGAUAACAAACUGAUCGAUUUAAAGAACCAACUGGACAAUAACUUUUUACAAAACGACGACAUAAACGCCGAGGCUAGCGAGAAAAAACCAAUUAGCAUGAGCGUGAUCGAGAUCACGAAAGCGAUGAGCAACGAAGUGAUCAACCAUGUUACGAUCGAGAUUGAGAAUCUUCGACAGGCGACCACCAAUAUCGAUAGGAAAUUACAAUUCCAUACGAAUCUGGUGUCCGAUCGUUUGGGUGCUAUACAGAACAUGGUGACGGACGUACACGACGCGAUACUCGUCGGAGCAACCGCAAACGGUCAACAAAUCUUCAAUGUUACACCGGCUAUUGAAGUGUCACCGAAGCAAAGUAAAAUCGAUCGACUGGUGCAACAGAUGUAUCCAAUGAUCACGGUGUCCGAUAAAAUCGAUCAAAUUUGGAACGUGGUGGUUGGCACCAAAAGUUCCGUGGAUAAUCUAUUACCGAAAUCGGACGAAUUGCUUUCUCAAACGCAGAGACAGGAAAGAGCGAUCAGUGAGAUUCAACAAGAUUUCAGAUUGAAGACGAACAAGAUUAUUGAGAAUCUAGAAGACGUUGAGAACAGGUUGCGCAAACAGGUAGACGAUGUACCUGGUACUCUUGGUCAACGUCCGAUUCCUGCGGAACUGUUGCUCGAUCCAACGAUCGAUCGACUGGUGGAAUACGAUUCGAGUAGAUACGUUGGAUCGACCGAAGAAAUAACGACCGAGACAAGUGCUACACCAGUAACACCAACUACCAUCGUGUCUUCCUCGGUCUCCAUGUCGAUGUCGUCCUCCACGUCGUCGAAUAUCGUCCCGGUUACUGGUUUCAACAAUUCUAACAUUAUCAGCGCUGGUCUCAACAAUUCCAUCAACUCCACCACUAGUCCUGGGAUAGUUGGAUCCUCUUCGAACUCUCAACGAUCCUCGGCUAAAAAUCGUGGAGUUAUAUUCCCGAGCGUUAAGAAUAAACCAAGCCCAGCGAAUUCAACCUUCGCCACCGAUGCGUUCCUCAGUUUCAAAGAUGUUAAGGGUUACUCGUGCGUUGAUUUACUGAACGCAGGCAUGAGAGACAGUGGUGUCUACUAUCUUCAGAUACGCGGGACAACUUACUGGUUCCUCAAAGUUUACUGCGAGCAGGAUAUAGCCGAAGGUGGUUGGACGGUUAUUCAAAGAAGAGACGAUUUCGGUGAACCAAGGGAGAAUUUCAAUCGCGAUUGGGCAGACUACAAGAACGGGUUUGGCGAUCCUGCCAGAGAAUUUUGGCUCGGCAAUGAAAACAUAUACAUGUUAACAAAUAACGAAGAUUACAUGCUUAGAGUGGAACUGGAAGAUUUUGAAGGUAACAAAAGGUACGCGCAAUACUCUCAUUUCAAAAUCUAUUCGGAAGGAGAAUAUUACAAAUUGGAAAUAGAUGGAUACGAUGGGAACGCUGGUGAUUCCUUGAACGAUCCUUGGUACGGUUCAAACAAUAGUCCUUUCUCCACGUACAACAGAGAUAACGACAGGUCAUCCUUGAAUUGUGCUUCCAUGCUGAAAGGUGGAUGGUGGUGGAAAUCAUGCGGUCGUGGAUUAAAUGGUCUUUACUUGAACGAUCCUCAGGAUUUGACUGCUCGGCAAGGUAUCGUAUGGUUUCGUUGGAGAGGCUGGGAUUACACUCUAAAACGCGCCAUGAUGAUGAUCAAACCAAAAGGACCCACGGCAGCUCCAUAGGAUAUUAAAAUGAUACGAAAGAAGAAGAGGGAGAAGAAGAAAAUGAGCUAAAAAAUUUUUCACAAGUUGUGCUGAGCAGGAACAACAACCUUGUUAUUCUUACUUUCUUCUGAAAGAUAAAAUUGAUUUCUAUUUCCUUUUCUCUAUUAAAUGUAUGCGUGUUAAGUAUCUGGCCUCGAUGUUGUGAUCACGAGAUAUGGCUAUGUCAAUGAAAUAUGUAAUUUUAUUUAUUUUGGUAAU
Osmia bicornis bicornis is the source of this 3413-nucleotide messenger RNA. Its product is annotated as angiopoietin-2. Lineage: Eukaryota; Metazoa; Arthropoda; Insecta; Hymenoptera; Megachilidae. The record is from RefSeq and is a predicted model, not a curated record. The transcript is spliced from 10 exons. Bases 903 to 3173 code for a protein of 756 amino acids.